AGGCAUUUGGCAGACGCUCUUAUCCAGAACGACAGUAUCUCAUAACAGUAUCACUGUCGAGAUCACCUGUGAGAACGGCAUGAAGAUGAAGCCUUCCAUCAUCCUCUGCUUUCUGCUGGUCCACGCAGCUUCCAUACCAUCUGGCCAUUCCCACGAUGAGGGAUUCUCCGAGACGGAGGAUGGUCUGGCUCUCCAAACUCUGGUGAAGAAUGGGCAGAAAAUCCCUGGCGUCUGUUACCUCUGCAAGCUAAUCAUGAGGAAAGUCAAGGCCUCUGUCACCAACGGAUCCAAGGCAGCGAUUGAGAGCGCGCUUCACAAUGUGUGCAACACGAUGAAUUUCUUUGUAAGAAGCAUCUGCAAGGGAGUGGUCAGCAAAUACUUCAUGCAACUAGUGGACGAGCUCAUGACUCCCGAUGGGCCCCGUCAAGCCUGUAAAAAAAUUCAUCUCUGCUGGUGGAGCCCACUGCAAGGGCGAGUGUGAGCAGGCAGGAAGAGGAAAAGUGCAGAACUCUCUCUCUCUCUCUCUCUCUCUCUCUCUCUCUCUCUCUCUGUCUCCCACACAGAGCAUUUUCUCAUUCGGUUCUUCUCAUAAUUAAAGGCUUAAGCAGACCCUGGCAUCACUUGCUUAAGAUAAAAGGCGCUACUUCCAGAAACUAUUCUACUGUCGCUCAAUAAAGCAUGAUUACAAAAAAA
Molecule: messenger RNA, 693 nt
Organism: Anguilla anguilla (European eel)
Lineage: Eukaryota; Metazoa; Chordata; Actinopteri; Anguilliformes; Anguillidae
Product: pulmonary surfactant-associated protein B-like
Exons: 5
Coding region: 80-481 (133 amino acids)
Biological process (GO): defense response to bacterium
Source: RefSeq, a predicted model, not a curated record